Cylicocyclus nassatus is the source of this 3225-nucleotide messenger RNA. The record is from the annotation of a GenBank genome assembly. Lineage: Eukaryota; Metazoa; Nematoda; Chromadorea; Rhabditida; Strongylidae.
AGCUGCUAAUGUUUUGUCUUUAACUACAUGUUUACAUGACUUUUGGCAGAUUUGCGUUCUCCAUCCACAAUUUCUGAUACACGGAUCCUCAGGUAGAGAUGUCUGCUGGUGAGGGGAGCGGGAGCGGUGACCCGCGUGCAACCGGGAAAGCAGCUGUGAGCAAAAAAGACAUCCUCAGUGAGGCGGAAGCAAAGCUGGCUGCACUUUCGUUGAAGCCUGCUGAAGCCGUCAUGGCUAGUAACGCCCCAGCGGGUACUUUGGGAGCACCUUUCACGAUUCAAACAAAUGCAUUCGGUCUGAAACUGAAAGAACCAAUGACUUUCUGGCGAUACGACGUCUUGAUCUAUGCAGAAGUCAAGGGCGGUAGAAAGACCGUGUUUUUCACAAAGAAGGGACGUGAAGACUACGUUAUCACCAAUCGCAACUAUAAAUGCAAACUCGUCUUCGAUGCUGUCGUUAAGUCGUACCCGGAUUUCUUUGUCGAGCCUGACCAGUUGUGGUACGAUGGGCAAAGUGUACUUGUUGCCGGAUUUGACUUGUACAAGAAUCAGGAGAGGGGUCAACGUAAGUUUGAAAUUUCUGGACAAGACUGUGGUGAUUUGCUGUCCGCUAUACCCGUCAUUAUUUUCGACAUCUCGCCCGUUGCGGAUAACCAAUAUAUAUCGCUAAACGAAAGACUGUUGCGAGAUUGUACGGCCAACUCUGAUCUUACCAAGAAUGAUCAGACAAUUCAUCGAUUGUUGGAGCUAGUGUUCAGUCAAGUCGCCGUGAGGAAUCCGCAGGAUUUUACCAAUUUUGAGAACGGGAAAACAUUCAUAAACGAACCGUGGAAAUACGGAUUCACUGAGAGAGAUUGCCCCGAAGUGGGAGGGGGCAAAAGACUCUAUCCAGGGAUACAAAAAAGCGUAAGAUUUAUCGAAGGUCCCGGUGGACGUGGCUACAACAAUCCUAGUCUCAUCAUUGACGCAAAGAAAGCAGCAUUCCACGAGAAUAUUACCCUAAUUGAGAAAGCCAAGGAGCUCAUAAAUGAUGAUCUACAGAGAAAGGUUUCUGAUAUUGCUUUGAGAAGACUUCAUCAUGGCAUGAAAGAUCUGUGGUUCUACACGAAGCAUACUGGCUAUGAAAGCGACCACCAAAUUGCUGGGAUCUCCGAACACACGGCGGCUGAAACCACUUUUGAGGGACCAGACGGUAGGACGAUUAGCAUAGUCGAUUAUUUCCAGAACAAGUACAACAUCACGAUCAGGUAUCCGAAUGCGCCUCUUGUGAAAGUUCGUGAACGUGGUAGAACUAACAGUUAUCCUAUGGAGCUGGGCUGUCUUAGACCAAUGCAAAGAGUCACGAUUGCACAGCAGACACCCGAUCAAAUUCACAGAACCACGAGGAGUUGUGCCGUGCCGCCCGGCGAACGUCAGGAUAAUAUUGUGAGGGGUGCGCGGGCUGUGGAACUCUUUGGAUCUGAUGACAACUCUUAUGUUCAAAGUGCUGGACUUUACAUUUAUAAGGAGCCUGUCAAGGUCCACGGAAGACUGCUCCCUCCACCAAAAAUCAAAUAUCAGAAUGAAACCGCUUUUGUCAAGGAAGGGAAGUGGAGAACUCCUCGUGGACCACUGCUUGUACCAGCUGAGUGCGAUGUAUGGGCUGUGUAUGCUCUUGUACCCACUCACGAGGCGGGCAGGUUCGAUGAACGAAUGCUACGCAACUUCGCUGAGAAUUACUACCGAGAAGCUAAUUCGCGCGGCAUCAAAAUCGGUGCUCCGGCUGAGAUCAAGUUGCUUACAUCAGAAAAGGAUCUUGAGGAUAGAAUGAAAACCGCUGCGAAUUGUAACUGCAAGUUCUGUCUCAUUGUUACCGCUGACAGUAUAACUACCGCGCACAAGCAGAUUAAGCUUUGGGAAAGGGAGCUGGAAAUGGUGACGCAGGACGUGAAGUUAUCAAAUGCAGUCAAGGUUGUCAGCGAAAGACGUGUUGUUACCCUAGAAAACAUAAUUCUCAAAUCGAACCUGAAAUUAGGCGGACUAAACUACGAGAUGGACUUGGAUGGAAUCUUGCCGAAAGAGGGGACGAAAGACUGGAUCCGUCCUGGUCGUCUUUUCCUAGGGAUUGGAGUCAGUCAUCCUCCUCCAUCAGCCACUUACGAUCCUGAAAAAGGUGCCCCUUCUGUUAUUGGAUAUGCUGCCAACUUCAAAGCCAAUCGCUUCGACAUAGUCGGAGAUUAUCUUUUCCAAAGCUCGAGGAGAGAGGAGACACUCUCAACGAUGUCUGAAGUAGUCAACAAUGUGCUGCCAAAGUUUGCCGAAAAUCACGAUAAGAAGUUUCCUCGAGAUCUCAUAAUUUACAGAAGCGGUCUGUCGGAGGGCUCCUUCAGCACUGUACUCACUCAUGAGAUACCCCUUCUUCGUGGAACUCUUUCUGCUUUGGGUGCUAAGAACAUCAAAAUUGUCUUUAUUGUUGCACAAAAAGAACACAAUGUCCGCCUUAUGCUAGAUCGCAUUGAACGCUCUCGCAAGCCAACCGAUCAGAAUAUCCCACCUGGAAUCGUAGUGGAUACCGAACUUACCCAUCCCUCUUUCAAAGAGUUUUACCUCAAUUCCCACAUUACUUUACAGGGGUCUGCUCGCACUCCAAGAUAUACUGUCUUGGUUGACGAUCUCAAUCUAUCUAUGGACGAAUUGGAAGGAAUGACCUAUGUGUUGACAUAUGGACAUCAAAUUGUGAACCUCCCUACUUCACUGCCCACCCCGCUUUACGUUGCUAAUCGAUAUGCUGAACGGGGCAGAAAUACCUACACCGCCCAUGCGCAAUCCUCGGGAUCUAGCUCAUCUGAUUCUGGAGCUUCGAUAGACUAUGGACGUCUUGCGCACCGCUUAUCCUACACUCACACGAAGUUGGCGAAUGUUCGUGUCAAUGCUUAGUUGAUACACCCGUACAUGUCCUCCUCCACAUGAAUGCUGCGACAUCGCCACUUAGGCCAUGUCGUCAAGUUCUUAAACCGUCGGCUGUAGCAAGUUACUGUUAAUAAUGUUCGUUCUGAGUUUUGUUGAAAAUUGUUCAGUUUAUGUAUCUUUUAUGCACAAGUAAUCAAGCAUUCUUGCUAUCGAAUAAUCAAGCAUUUUUGCUAUCCUGCCAUAAUCUCAAUUUUGGCGGUUAUAUACAGGUAUCCGUUAAGUAUGCUACAAGUGCUAUAUUUACUACUUAGAGUAUUUUGAGUUCCAUUUUUCUUAA